CGCAGCCCCACACCACUCGCUGGAGGACACAUCCCACUGCACCGUAACAAAGUGCCAUACAACUACUAGACCUACAAAAAGCAAGAGUGCUAAACUGACAAUUGCUGUGAACAAAUAAAACCACUAGACUAGCCCCCAAGCUUCAUCUGUAAGGCUUCCGGUAGAUAGAGUAUAAAACCACCACUUACAGUCACUGUGUAUACAGACUAAAUUAGUUCAAGAUGACCUCUCUGCUAAGAACGGCAGUGUACUUACUACUGUUAACAGAGCUGUUUCUAGCUAACCAUGGUGCAGCUCAAACUACAGCUGAAGUGAUUCCUCAAUGCUCUACUGGAUUCCCAGCCGUUGACUCUCUCCAACCAAGUGCAGAUCUCACUGAGAUAGCUCCAGAUUCCGGGACACAAGAUGGAAUACAAGUCAUUGCUCCAGGAAUAAAGUUUGAGUGCAAUGGGCAAAUCACAGAAUGGAAUGCUCUAGUCACUGUUGAAGAUUACAACACCGGUCUAAUACUUACCCACCUAUUAUAUCUCCAAGUUUGGAGGCCAAGUCAAGAUUUUGAUGGAAAAUUUGAUCUAGUUGGGUCUAACCUGUUAAAGUAUCGCCCUCGAACUGAAACAGUGACACCUGAUAAUUCCAACAUCACAUUCGCAACGCUCACUAGUCAAAUUUCUGAAAACGAACAAAUUCAAUUCCAACCAGAUGAUGUACUGGGCUGGUACAGUCCACAAGCACAAAGACUUACACAAGGUUUUGGUGUAGCCUUGCAUAGCAACGAAUCAAGCUCAGAACUGCUUAUCAAAGUGUUAUCAAACGAUCCCUGUGAGCUGUAUACAUGCGAUGAAGAAGUCCAACAACAAUCGUCUCUCCCACUCAUUACUCUGCAGUAUGAACCAACUAAUGCCUCGUCCAGUGUUUCCCCUAAUAAUCUGACGUGCACAGAAGAAAUCUCUCUCCCUGCAUCAUGUGUUGACUCCACUACCCCCGGCAACACCUCACCACCCACACCACUACCAACCAUGCCGAGGGCUACCACUACACCCACCUAUCUCUAUAUUGUUGCUGGUGUGGUACCUGGUGCUGUCAUCAUCCUUGUGGCCAUUGUCGUGUUUAUAGUGUGCCUCAAGUGCCACAAGAGUGAGAGGAAAUGUAGCAACUGCUUCAAUAGCAUCACCAAGAGUGAGCAUAACCCAAACUAUUCUUCUACCUACGCUGAUCCUGAUGACUUUAUUCGACUGCGUCAACCACCAACGAAACUUCCUCCUCAGAAUAGCAUGUUCUUUAACAACACAGGGGAUUCCCCCAUCCCCCAUACACCUGUGGGAUUUACAGAAUACGAGACUGACGGCCAUAACCACACCACCACGUACCAAGCCAACGGAGAGAACCAUAUCUACCACGAGUUAGUCAAGACGCCGGAACCACCACCUCUGCCAGAUAGGACAUCUUUCGGCUCUUUCAAGAAGACUGCCUCUCUGAGAUUUUCCAUUCAUUCUAUAAAUCAGUUCCCGUACACUAUGCCCAACACGCCAGCCCCCAGCUGCCCCUACAUAGAGGCAGUGCCCACCGUGGGAGGAGGUCAACCAUACACACCUCAGGACACACCACCGAGCAGUGCCAGUGAUGUGUCUCAAGGGAAGUUAACAAUGAGAAAACUGUUCCAUUCUCUGGACGAUGAGGGACUCAGAGUACCCACUGCAGAGGAGAGAGAGUUGUAUGAUGAUACACGAGUGGAGGAGCUCUACUCAAAGCUACACCGCCCUGGCACCAAGGUUCGUGACAGCAGAGACGAUACUUUCUUUGAUCAGUCUGACAUAUACUGGGAACCCUCCCACUCGUCCUCAGAGCUGUUCAAUCAGCUGGCAAAGAGAAAAUAUAGAGAGAUCAAGAGAUCUGAUAUUAGAACUCUAGAUGCACUGGGAGGAGGUCACUUCAGUUCAGUGCACCGUGGUGUCUGGGAGGUUCCUGGGGGGAGCGUGGAGGUGGCCGUCAAGAGACUCAAAUCAAAAGCCUCUGAGACAGACAAAGUCAAGUUCCUCCAGGAGGCGGCCAUCAUGGGCCAGUUCCUACAUCCCAACGUCAUUAAACUACAAGGAGUGGUCACCAUCGGAGAACCAGUCAUGAUUGUUCUGGAGGUCAUGCCCAAAGGUGAUCUCAAGAAUUUUGUCAGAAGUUUGAGAUCAAAGCCCAAACCUGACGACCUCCCCAACAUGUUCGUGCGGUUCUGUCGAGAGGUUGCAUUUGGUAUGAACUACUUGUCCAACAAAGGCUACGUGCACAGAGACCUGGCAGCCAGGAACAUACUGCUCACUGAGGACCUCACUUGCAAGAUUGCUGAUUUUGGAAUGGCUCGGGAUCUUGACGUGGACCAUAUCUAUCAAUCUCAGGGAGGGAAGAUCCCCAUUAAGUGGACUGCUCCUGAGGGCCUCAAGCACAGACAAUACAGCUCAGCCAGUGAUGUGUGGGCCUAUGGCAUGUGCCUGUUUGAGAUAUGGACUCUAGGACGCAAACCCUACGAGGGCACAUCCACUGAUGAGCUUAUGAACUUUAUGGAGAGCUUUCACUGUCAGACCCCUCCCCCUGGGACCCCCCGCGAAGUCUACAGACUCAUGGUCCAAUGCUGGCAUCCAGUACCAACCUCACGACCUCGUUUCUCUGAGGUAUGCACAUUCCUCAACUCAACGGACGAGGUCCUCUUGAACUGGAGUAUUGCUGACAAGGCAAUCGGUGCAAGAGUGAUGGAGAUCGGAGCCUCCCUAUCUGAGGGUAACAAUCUGUACCUUGACCUCCAGUACAUGUACUCCAGCAGCAAUCAAGACACUAGUGUCAACAUCACUGAUGUGUGAUGCAUAUACAUGUAUCACUUAUGUUACUUUUAUACAUAGUUAAUUGCUUCAUUUUUAGAUCACUUAUCAAGCUCAUGCAAUCAUAAUCAUGCAUGUAUACUUUUCAUUGUGUGUGUGUGUGUGUGUGCGUGUGCGUGCGUGUGUGUGGUGUGUGCAAAUAACCAUGAUUUCUCUUAUAAUUUUAUUAUAAAUAUACACAAUUCUUGCUUAAUCGAAUUCUCUAUCUUAAAAGUGAUGAUGAUUAUUAUCUACUGAAUUGAACCAUCGAAGGCCACUAUACACAUUCCAAAUUAAUGAUAUUCAUAUUCCAA
This is a messenger RNA of Halichondria panicea, 3154 nucleotides long. Its product is annotated as ephrin type-B receptor 1-B-like. NCBI's taxonomy places the organism in Eukaryota, Metazoa, Porifera, Demospongiae, Suberitida, Halichondriidae. Bases 222 to 2843 code for a protein of 873 amino acids. Gene Ontology annotation, molecular function: transmembrane receptor protein tyrosine kinase activity; ATP binding. The record is from RefSeq and is a predicted model, not a curated record. The transcript is spliced from 13 exons. Gene Ontology annotation, biological process: cell surface receptor protein tyrosine kinase signaling pathway; multicellular organism development; positive regulation of kinase activity. Gene Ontology annotation, cellular component: signaling receptor complex; plasma membrane.